UUUUUAUAGCAUCGCUUUUUUUCGUUUUGGGGACUUGAAUAGCUUUUGAGUGCCUCCGAUUCUGGACCAUUUAUCCAAAGCCCGGUUGCUUGGUGGUAGAUACAGACAGUACAGUGAAGAGAAGUUUGGUGUCUUGAGAAUAUUAUGAACUUCUUGAAUUCCCACAUCCAUGGCGAUUCGACAAAUCAAUCAAACACUGACGACGAUCUCAAGUAUGGUUUCCAGCGACAAGACAUGUACAAGUCCUCUCUCGCCGGAACUGUCGACGCGUACGGCCGCCACGUCUUUCUAUGCUACAAAAGUCCCGAUAACUGGCCUGCCAGUGUAGAAGACCCCGAGUUCGAUCCUAUUCCCAGGCUUCUAUCUUCAGCUCUCAAGUCCCGUAACAACCAAUUCCAUGGAAAGAUUCGUUUAACGCUGUGUGAGGGAAGGGAUGGUAGUACAGAGUCUUCGAAUGGGGACAUUUUAAUUUUUCCAGACAUGAUUAGAUAUAGGGGUUUGACACAUCUUGAUGUGGACACUUUCGUAGACAAUGUGUUUGUGAGGGGUUCCCAAUGGGCAUCACGAGUGCCAGAGACGCUGACCGGCUCAUAUGUGUUUGUGUGUUGCCAUCAGAAUAGAGACAAGAGAUGUGGUCUAUGUGGCCCUGUUCUCGUUGAGAGGUUUAAAGAAGAGAUUGAAUCACGAUCCAUGAAACAUCAAGUGUUUGUUAGUCCUUGCUCUCACCUUGGUGGGCACCAGUAUGCUGGUAACUUGAUCAUUUUCAGCCUUCUUGAGGGAAAAUGUGAAGGUCAUUGGUAUGGUUAUGUAACUCCAAAUGAUGUCCCUAUUUUGCUUGAUGAGCAUAUCGGGAAGCGAAAGAUUGUUGAACGGUUCUGGAGGGGUCGAAUGGGCUCAUUGAACAGUGAAGGGAAGAAAUUUGAAGAACCGAAGCUUCAACAAAAUAGCUGUGGCUUGUUGAAUGGAACAAGCUGUUGCUCUGGUUCUGACAGAGUUUCUUGUUGUGCAAACAAAACGGUGGAAGAGAACACAGGUGUUGGAGAGAAGAAUAUGAGAGAUGGCACUAGAACUAAGGGACUUGGCAGACUAUAGCCAUAGAAACGGUGGCAUCUAAGUGCAUGGGUCACAGCUUUUGCAGAAGGUCCCCUCCACGCUUGGAUUCUGGAUUCUACUUUGCUUGAUUGUUCAACGGGGGCUGCAUUGGAGAAGGUAGUGAAGCAUGCAGCUACUUCCAAUCUUUCAGAGCAGCCAAGCUUCUAUGGUACAUUAUGUGGGGAAGGUGGAUCCAAUCAUUUGAGCUAUAACCGAUGCCAUGCCAGGUGUUGUUUGGCCUAUGGGAGUAUGAUAUUAGCUCAAGGAUUUGUAUGCAGAGCUGGCACAAGAUCAAAUUAAACUUGGAAGAUGCUUCGUUUUUUUUGGGUCAACUUGGCUAACUUGGGUUUUCACGUCAAGGAGAAGAGUACAAAAGACUAUUAUUGUUGCUCAGAUGCCAAUGCCAUAUAUGUUCUGUUAAGCCUUGUAUCUAUCAGUGUUGUUAUCUGACAACUGUUAGAAUUGAUAGAGCCGGCCAUGAAAAACAAAAAGAAGUUUUCUACAUGGGCAAUGCUUAGUCCAAUUGAAAUAGCUCAAUCUAAUUGACAUCACAACUCCUCCUGACAUUGGAUUGUGAUGCUAACAAUUGGGGUGAGAGAGGAGGGCUUUCUGGUUGCAGACAAUGCUGAAAAUAUGUGCUUGUUUGUUCGGGCUAUGCAAGCACAGCGACGAAAAGUCCAGAAGGAAAAAUGGAUUUGGCGAUGCUUCCAUGUCGAUGGACUUGAGUGUGCAAUUGAAGGACAUUACUGUUAGAAUAAUUCAUGCGGGCGGGCGUGAAGAACUGUAUCGAACAGAGAUUUCUGCAUCGAAGUUAAUGGAAAAAUAUCCUGGGAUGUGUGUGGCUAGACCGGGAGUCUUCAAAUCUCCCCAUGAAUCUCUUUUAUUGGCAGAAGAGAAGCUUUUUCCAGGACAAAAAUAUUAUAUAAUCCCGUCUACAACUGUGCAGAAACUGAAGCGUAAGCAUUCAGAGAAGGGUAAAGUAAAAGAAUCUGAUGAGGGGAAAGCUAUGAUGUUGGAUGGACAGAUUGUUGAAGAUGUAGGUGACAAUUGUUCAGAGGUUUCUCUUUGUUCAACAGACUUCCAUGUCUCUGAAGAAAAGCCGACUGGACGUUUGCUGAGAAAACAUCGAAAAGAGAAGAAACCAUUUGUACCCCCAAUCCAAAAUUCAAAAAUGCUGAAGGGAAUGGUAUGGGAGCCCAGCCUAAAUUCCAUUCAAGAGGUCUCUCCGUGACUUUUCUGCACGAUAUUUGAUGGUUAGUUCUUACCAUGUAAUCUGGUAUGUAGAUCCUUCCAUGCAGUUGUGCUGCUUAUGUUUUGUACUUUUGUUGCAACAGAAAGAAAUUUGCUCUAAUAAGUCUUUUGCUGUACUCAUUUAAUCGAUAUGCUACUUAUGGCAUUUUUUUUGGAUUA
Camellia sinensis is the source of this 2502-nucleotide messenger RNA. RefSeq names its product altered inheritance of mitochondria protein 32. NCBI's taxonomy places the organism in Eukaryota, Viridiplantae, Streptophyta, Magnoliopsida, Ericales, Theaceae. The record is from RefSeq and is a predicted model, not a curated record.